This is a messenger RNA of Echinops telfairi (small Madagascar hedgehog), 707 nucleotides long. It is a transcript of the gene FAM174C, whose product is annotated as family with sequence similarity 174 member C. The record is from RefSeq and is a predicted model, not a curated record. Lineage: Eukaryota; Metazoa; Chordata; Mammalia; Afrosoricida; Tenrecidae. The coding region runs from base 1 to 345 and encodes 114 amino acids. The transcript is spliced from 3 exons. Gene Ontology annotation, cellular component: extracellular region.
AUGGGGCCGCGAGUGCCGCCGCUGCUUCCUGCGCUGCUGCUGCUCUGUGGGGCCCCGGAAGCCGCCCGCCUGCUGUCGCCCGCCGCGACGAACGGGAGCCGGCCGGUACUGCCGAGCAACGGCACACACCCGCUGGGCGCUCCGGGCACGCCGCUGCUGCGUUCUUUCUACGUGCUCAUGGGCGUCAGCGUCUUGGUCGCGUUCUACUUCCUCAUCCGGGCCUUCAGGCUGAAGAAGCCUCAGCGGCGGAGCUACAGCCUCCUGGCCAACACGGACGACUCCACCGAGCUAUCAUUGCUGGACAGCAACGAGGAGACCAUCUUUGAGAGGAGGAACUCGAGAUGACAAGGCCGAGACGGGCCAGCAGACUGCAAGAAGGACCAGGGCAGGGCUGGCAUCUGUGCUGCUGGCCUUGGCUCGGUGGCCCGGGGAGCACCUGCAGCAGCCUUGGCUCGGUGGCCCGGGGAGCACCUGCCAGAGUGCCCAGCAUGCCCUGAGCAGCCUCAGCCAGCCCCCCCACCCCAAGAAAUGUGGGCCCCUCGGCAACACCCACCCAGACUGACUGUGGCUGCUCCCCCUUCUUAUGGGGCAUGGUAUCCUGGAGCUGAGGGCGUUGGGUAGGUGGGCCUGCCAGAGUGCCCACCCACCAGGAUAGGGACAAUAAAAUCAGAAGUGGUCACAGCUUACUGGGCUGGUGCCUGACCCCA